Messenger RNA from Eremomyces bilateralis CBS 781.70, 1509 nucleotides. Its product is annotated as FAD-binding domain-containing protein. NCBI's taxonomy places the organism in Eukaryota, Fungi, Ascomycota, Dothideomycetes, Eremomycetales, Eremomycetaceae. Gene Ontology annotation, molecular function: FAD binding; oxidoreductase activity. The transcript has 4 exons. The record is from RefSeq and is a predicted model, not a curated record. The coding region runs from base 1 to 1509 and encodes 502 amino acids.
AUGAUUUCUUUGUUUCCACUCUUUCUCAUAUCAUUAUCAGCGUGGGGUUCGUCAGUAAAUGCACAAGCGAAAAAUUAUCCUGGAGCCGCUGGUUGGCCAACCUCCGCAGCAUGGCAAGAGUUGGGUCAAGCAACCGGUGGCCGACUGUCCAAAUGUCCGGCCACGGAGUGCACUUCGUCUCAAGGAGCCUAUGUGCUUGCCGCAAAGACAGCCCAAGAUGUCAGCGCUGGGAUGAAGUUCGCAACGGCGAAUAAAGUCCGCGUCUCUGUGAAAGGCACGGGGCAUGACUUCAUGUCAAGUCAGAACAGAAAUGGAGGCUCAGGGUCCCUUUUGAUAUACACACGAACUAUGAAAGGAUAUCAAAUUGUCCCUGAGUGGGUGGCUACCGGGGCUCCGAAUGGCACUGCACCUCAAGCAGCGGUCGGCAUAGCAGGAGGGACGGCUUUUGAGGAGGUUUAUCCUUUUGUUGAACGGGAACGUCUGAUGAUCGUUCAUGGUGCAACGGCAUCAGUCGGAGCAGCCGGUGGAUGGAUCCAAGGCGGUGGCCAUGGUCCUCUGUCAAAUCAGUAUGGCAUGGGUUGUGAUAACGCCCUGGAAUUCGAAAUCGUCGUCCCCAGCGGAGCCAUUCUCAUUGCGAACGACUACCAGAAUCAGGACCUCUUCUUCGCACUCCGCGGCGGUGGUGGCGGCACAUUUGGCAUCGUUACUCGACUGAUCACGAGAGCGUACCCGCUUCCCACCAUGAACGGAAUCCAGAUAUCAGUUCGUGGACGGGGUUAUCUCGAUGCAAUGGCAUACCUCUUCGCCAUGACGCCAAAUAUGACCGACUUCGGUCUCUCAGGCUACCCUACCAUGAGCGGAUCAUCCUACUCGUCCAGGUUACGUGCACCCGGCAAAACCGCUCAGGAGAUCUCUGAAUUCUUCAAUCCAAUUGCGGAGAGAAUGCGCCAACUCGGCGUCACUGUUUCGUUGGACCAGGUCGUCGAUAGAGGUACCACCUCCAAGCGGGAAUUGUUCAAAGAAGCCGCGGAAUCGGAGAAGCUCAAGGCGAGGCAGCUCGGCGGUUUGAUGACCUCAAGGUUGUUGGCUCGCGAUGCGUUAAAUGAGGGCAAUAUCCCAGCCAUUCGAAAGAUGCUCUCCUCCGUGACCGGCGGCCUGUCUAGCGUCCUUCCAUAUCCCAAUGCUGGAGGUAGAGUCGCGCAGAACCGUGAUCUGGACACCGGACUGAACCCUGCGUGGCGCGAUGCGGUUAUGCACAUGAUUGUGAUGGGCAUCGGGGGCUCCCCUGUAUCAGCUAUGGAUCCUCUGAGUGCUAAUCAUGGGGCGUAUCUCAACGAAGCUUCUCCGAGUGAGCGGGAUUGGAAAACAACGUUCUUCGGUGGUGGUGAACAUUACGCGCGUCUGCUGGAAGUGAAGAAGAAGUACGAUCCAACGAAUACCCUCUGGUGCACACCUUGCGUGGGCGGCGAUCUGCUGGUGGAGCGUAGCGGACGACUUUAUGAUGCGUAG